AUGGUUACGGUCGAUGACAGACCCCGGUUGACGGAGGAGGAAAAGAAACAGAAUCAUAUUCAAUCCGAGCACAAGCGACGAACGCAAAUCCGCAAUGGCCUCGAAGCCGUCAGUAAGAUUGUACCCGGCUGCGAAAACCUGCAACGGUCCGAGGGCGUGCUGCUACACAAGCUGGUUGAGUUCAUGGCAGUCCACAUGGAGGAGAGACAGAAGAUGAUUGAGGAGCUGGAGAAGUUGGGGGAGGAGGUUGAUCCUCAGAUGAAAGUGUGUCUGAGAAACUUGGAUGACUACCACAAGAACAGGAGUAAGCCGGAGGAAGGCGAGAUGUCGGCUUCGAGGUCGCCGACGAAGGAACCGGGACAGCAGCCGGGGGACCAAGAGGAAGGGGAUGAUUCGCAUGCUGGGUAUUGA
This is a messenger RNA of Sordaria macrospora k-hell, 411 nucleotides long. RefSeq lists its product as uncharacterized. Gene Ontology annotation, biological process: regulation of transcription by RNA polymerase II. The record is from RefSeq and is a predicted model, not a curated record. Lineage: Eukaryota; Fungi; Ascomycota; Sordariomycetes; Sordariales; Sordariaceae. Gene Ontology annotation, molecular function: RNA polymerase II cis-regulatory region sequence-specific DNA binding; protein dimerization activity; DNA-binding transcription factor activity, RNA polymerase II-specific.